Thamnophis sirtalis is the source of this 633-nucleotide messenger RNA. Lineage: Eukaryota; Metazoa; Chordata; Lepidosauria; Squamata; Natricidae. The record is from RefSeq and is a predicted model, not a curated record.
AUGAAAUACGCUUUAAAAUACACAAUUAAGAAAAUUCAGAAAGAGAAGAGCUACGAGCAAGAAUGUUAUGUUCAGAACACAGCAAGAGAAUACGCCAAGAUCUAUGCUGCCGAAACACAACCUCUCGAAGGCUUUGGAGAAGUACCUGAAAUCAUUCCUAUUUUCCUUAUUCAUCGGCCCAAGAAUAACAUCCCUUAUGCAACAGUGGAACAGGAACUCAUUGGAGAAUUCGUGAAAUACUCUGUUAAGGAUGGGAAGGAAAUAAACUUCAUGAGAAGAGACUCGGAAGCUGGCCAGAAAUGUUGCACGUUUCAGCACUGGGUGUAUGAAAAAACCAAUGGCAGCUUGCUUGUAACAGAUAUGCAAGGUGUAGGAAUGAAACUAACGGACGUUGGCAUAGCAACACUAGCCAAAGGGUACAAAGGUUUCAAAGGCAAUUGCUCCAUCUCUUUUAUCGAUCAGUUUAAGAUUCUCCACCUGUGCAACAAAUAUUGUGAGAUGUUAGGACUGAAACCCCUUCAAAGCAGUAGUCUGAAACAGAAAAAGGCCGCAGUCUCCAGAAUCAAGGCGCAAUCCAAUCCAACCGUUGCAAAGAAAAGAUUGGUCAAUGCGCAGACUUCCAAAAAAACAUAA